AUGUAUAUAUUCGAUAGCACAGGAAGCACGGGUCUUCGAAGACGACUGAUGGUGCAAGUGGUUGUGUUGGGAGACAUUGGCCGCUCACCACGUAUGAGAUACCAUGCUACCUCAUUAGCAGACUCAGGGUGCACUGUGGAUUUGAUCGGUUAUGCAGAGACAAAUCCAGGCGCCAGAAUCAAUGUAAACCGUCAUAUUCGUGUUCGACCUAUCCGCCAAGCGUGGUCUAUUCCUAAAGGAAUGCCAAAGAUCUUUUAUCUACUGUGGGCACCCUUCAAAGCCUUGUUUCUAUCUAUUCAAUUGUUCUGGAUCAUGGGCUGCAUUUCACAGAAACCAGACUUCAUCAUUGUGCAGAAUCCACCAUCAAUCCCCACAUUGUUUAUCGCUAAAGGUAUUGCCUACAUUCGCAAAGCAUGGUUCAUCAUUGACUGGCACAACUUUGGUUACUCCAUCCUCGGCAUGAAAUUGGGCAUGAAUCAUAAACUUGUACGUUUUGCUAAAUGGUACGAACAACGCUAUGGCAAGAUCGCUUUCGCUCACAUGUGUGUCACCGAUGCCAUGCACAAAGAGUUGCAAAACAACUGGCAAGUGGAAGGGCAGAUCAUGACAGUGCGCGAUAAACCUCAAUCUGAUUUCAAGCGUUUGGAUAUCGAGCAAGUGCAUCGACAAUUCACAUUUUCGCUCAAAUUGGUGGAGGAUUUGGUAAAGAAGACAGCGGAUGGCGAGGAAUUCUUGGGGCACUACAACGAUCCCAAGCUGGGAACACUCUUGACAGAUGCAACUGAUGAUGGAGGCUUGAUUUGGAGACAGGAUCGACCCAAAUUAAUUGUCUCCUCCACCAGUUGGACCGAGGAUGAAGAUUUUUCAGUCUUGCUGGAGGCUGUCAAGCUGUAUGAGGCAUCAGCUAAACCUUCAGAUCCAAGAUUGUUGUUUGUAAUCACUGGCAAUGGGCCCCAGAAGAAGUAUUACCAGGAAAAGAUCAAGCAAAUGACCUUGAAAAAGACCAGAAUUGUCACUGCGUGGCUGGAGACAGGUGAUUACCCUUUAUUGUUAGGAAGUGCUGACUUGGGCAUCUCGUUGCAUACAAGCUCCAGUGGCAUGGAUCUCCCAAUGAAGGUAGUGGAUAUGUUUGGCUGCGGCCUUCCUGUGUGUGCUAUCAAUUUCCCCUGUUUGAAUGAAUUGGUCCAUGAUGGUGGCAAUGGCUUGGUCUUUGAGAAUAGUCAGGAUUUAUCAGAACAGUUGAUGGAAUUGUUUGUGAAAAAUCCCAAGAAAUUGAAAACUCUUCGCGAAAGCGUGAUCAAGGAAUACAAAGACAACACAUGGCAAAAUCAAUACAAGGAGAUUCUAGUCAAGCUGUUCAACCAGAAUGCGGAUUGA
Mucor velutinosus is the source of this 1377-nucleotide messenger RNA. RefSeq lists its product as uncharacterized. Gene Ontology annotation, cellular component: endoplasmic reticulum. Bases 1 to 1377 code for a protein of 458 amino acids. Gene Ontology annotation, molecular function: mannosyltransferase activity. The transcript has 5 exons. NCBI's taxonomy places the organism in Eukaryota, Fungi, Mucoromycota, Mucoromycetes, Mucorales, Mucoraceae. The record is from RefSeq and is a predicted model, not a curated record.